AUGAUGGUUAAUAUCUUGUUAUUUGAAGGUUCCAGUGGAUAUAACACCACCACUACCUUUUGGCAGAAAUUCUGUUGCCCUAAGUGUCAAGUGGAACUCCCUCCAACAUCUUUAGCCAAUCAGUGUGAUGAUGAAACAUGCGACUAUACAACAUGGAGUUUAAACUUGCGUGUUGUUGGUGAAUCUGAGAGAGGAACAGUAUGCCCAAAUUACCUUCGCUGUAAUGGUCGUCUUGUGAGACGGGUUGAUGCUAAGUUGAAGGCUACAAUUGAGAAAGAGGUUGGUAGGAUAAGAGUAAACAAGAAACAUAAACUAAAAGCUGGUUCAGUGGGACCCAAUGUGAAGAUGACAUGGAUUAAAUUCAAGAUGGAGAUGCUGAUGAAGAGGACUUUGGUGAUGAGGAUGAUGAAGAGAAAGAUCAUCAAGCAAUAG
Messenger RNA from Lactuca saligna, 432 nucleotides. Lineage: Eukaryota; Viridiplantae; Streptophyta; Magnoliopsida; Asterales; Asteraceae. The record is from the annotation of a GenBank genome assembly.